This is a messenger RNA of Purpureocillium takamizusanense, 1281 nucleotides long. RefSeq names its product Chitinase. The transcript has 4 exons. Gene Ontology annotation, cellular component: extracellular region. Gene Ontology annotation, molecular function: chitin binding; chitinase activity. The record is from RefSeq and is a predicted model, not a curated record. Lineage: Eukaryota; Fungi; Ascomycota; Sordariomycetes; Hypocreales; Ophiocordycipitaceae. Gene Ontology annotation, biological process: chitin catabolic process; carbohydrate metabolic process. Bases 1 to 1281 code for a protein of 426 amino acids.
AUGCUUCGUUACUUGAUACAGUGUAUUGUCGCACUUGCCUUGCUGCAAGUUGCGUCUGUUGCAUCUGGUGCUGCUAUAUCGACUUCUGCUGAUGGCGAGGUUUCUAAGCGAGCCAGUGGCUCUGCUAACGGCGUCUAUUUUGUCAACUGGGGCAUAUAUGGGCGCAACUACCAGCCAGCCGACUUGCCUGCUUCAAGCCUCACCCAUGUAUUCUAUGCGUUUCUCAAUCUCCGCGCUGACGGAACUGUGUUCUCCGGCGAUACCUACGCCGACAUUGAAAAGCACUACCCGAACGACUCUUGGAAUGAUGUUGGAAAUAACGCAUAUGGUUGCGUUAAGCAAAUGUAUCUGCUGAAAAAGAAUAACCGUAACCUCAAGAUCAUGCUGUCCAUCGGCGGUUGGACUUGGUCAACCAAUUUUCCUGCUGCCGCCAGUUCCGCCACUGGCAGAAAGACUUUCGCUACGACUGCAGUCGCAUUCAUGAAGGAUUGGGGUUUUGACGGCAUUGACGUUGACUGGGAGUACCCCGCCGAUGAUACGCAAGCUGCCAACUUCGUUCUACUGCUCAAGGCCGUCCGCGAUGAGCUCGAUGCAUACUCGGCCAAAUACGCCAAUGGUUAUCAUUUCCAACUCUCUAUUGCUGCACCGGCUGGCCCUGAUAAUUACAAGAAGCUUCAUCUUGCUGAGAUGGGCCAGGUCCUGGACUAUGUCAACCUCAUGGCAUACGACUUUGCCGGUAGCUGGAGCAACUUUAGCGGGCACGACGCCAACAUCUACCAGAACCCUCAGAACCCGAAUGCGACACCAUUUGACACCGACCUCGCUGUCAAGGACUAUAUCAAGGGCGGCAUUCCGGCAAAUAAGCUUGUGCUUGGCAUGCCUAUCUACGGCCGCUCGUUCCAGAAGACCGCGGGUAUUGGAAAGCCAUACACGGGUGUCGGAAGCGGCUCCUGGGAAAAUGGACUGUGGGACUACAAAGUCCUCCCGAAAGCAGGGGCUAAACUGAUGUACGAUGACGUCGCCAAGGGCUACUAUACCUAUGAUUCCUCAACGCAGGAGCUCAUAUCGUACGAUACGCCGGAUAUGAUCAAGACCAAGGUUUCGUACCUCAAAGGCCUUGGCCUCGGCGGCAGUAUGUUCUGGGAGGCAUCUUCGGACAAAAAGGGCCAGGACUCGCUCAUCCAGACCAGCAAAUCCUCUCUUGGCCAGACUGACUCGACCCAAAACUGCCUCAGCUAUCCAAACUCGAAGUACGACAAUAUCAAGAAGGGCCUUCAGUAG